This is a messenger RNA of Beta vulgaris subsp. vulgaris (sugar beet), 1317 nucleotides long. RefSeq lists its product as uncharacterized. Bases 1 to 1317 code for a protein of 438 amino acids. NCBI's taxonomy places the organism in Eukaryota, Viridiplantae, Streptophyta, Magnoliopsida, Caryophyllales, Amaranthaceae. The transcript has a single exon. The record is from RefSeq and is a predicted model, not a curated record.
AUGAUUGAACACAAAGAGAAGUUCGAUGCGUACACUCAACUCACCACUUCCAGAAGCCAGAUCUACCUGAUAAAUAAAGACAGCGAUAAAUGGCAGCGUCCCAACCAGAUGUUCCACAAGAAUCGAGACAAGAGCAAAUGGUGUGCUUUUCACGGAGAUCACGGCCACCUGACUGAGGACUGCCGGCAUCUCAAGGAUAAUCUGGAGGAUUUGUUGAGAAGGGGAUAUUUCAGUCAGUAUAAGGCUCAGACUAAAGAAGGAGAUCUGGCGAAGACGGCAAACCGAAACGUUCAGUCAAGGAUCAGUGAGAUCCAUGUGAUAAGCGGUGGACCUAUUCAUGGCGGAAGCGUGAAUGGGGUAAAGGCAAGCUUAAAAGGGUUCAGGCAUCAGAUUAAUUUCAAUGAAAGCAUGCAGUGGAGACGACCGCCAAUCAUGCCGGCAAUGUCCUUCACUGUAAAAGACGCAGAGCACGUCAUAUAUCCCCAUGAUGACCUACUGGUGGUCACAUUAAAAGUAUCAAACUGCUUGAUUCAUAGAAUCCUGGUUGAUGGACGAAGCUCCGCCAAUAUCUUGUACCUUUCAACAUUUAAGAAGCUGAUGAUAGGACCGGAGCACCUGAAGCCCGUCCGAUACCUAGUAAUAGGGUUUACAGGGGCGUCCGUGACUCCUGAGGGCCUAGUGUGCCUCCCGGUCCAAAUUGGAGAUGAUGUUGAAGCCCGAGAUGUAAUGACGGAAUUUCUAGUGGUUGACGUACCGGGAGCUUAUAACGCCAUUAUUGGGCGUCCUUUCAUCCAUGAUGUCCAGGGAAUCAUCUCUACAUAUCACCUUACUAUGUUGUACGUCUCUAAUCUGGGGAGAACAACAAAGUUGAAGGGAAAUCAGGAGGCAGCACAAUCAUGCUACCUAACCACACUUAAACAACCAGCAAAAAGGAUGCCAGUGGAGGAAGUAAACCCGCUAACUAGGAAGCAGAGGCGGGACCAGAGGAGAGCUUUGAUGAAUGAAGCAGAGAACGAGAAGGAAGAAGAAAUGAUGCAGGUUUCAAUGGAAGAGUUGGAGGCCAGGCCUGAAGAUACGCCAAGGCCCCAACCAGAUGGAGAGACUCAGCAAGAAAUGCUAGCGGAAGAUCCGGAAAGGACAGUGGUUGUCGGAACAGACAUGGACCCAAAAGCCAGGAUCAAUCUGGUGACUAACCUACGAGAAAACGCGGAUGUCUUCGCAUUUUCGGCGGAUGUGAUGCCAGGGAUAGACCUAGCUGUGAUGGUACAUCGUCUGAAUGUGGACAUCACUGUCCGCGCACUCAAGCAGAAGAAAUGA